This is a messenger RNA of Akanthomyces muscarius, 2466 nucleotides long. RefSeq lists its product as uncharacterized. The coding region runs from base 1 to 2466 and encodes 821 amino acids. The record is from RefSeq and is a predicted model, not a curated record. Gene Ontology annotation, cellular component: cytosol; endocytic vesicle. The transcript is spliced from 5 exons. Lineage: Eukaryota; Fungi; Ascomycota; Sordariomycetes; Hypocreales; Cordycipitaceae. Gene Ontology annotation, molecular function: ubiquitin binding; guanyl-nucleotide exchange factor activity; small GTPase binding. Gene Ontology annotation, biological process: vesicle-mediated transport.
AUGACUGCCCCGGAGCAGCCCUCUGGGGAGCCAGAAUCGACAUCCCAGUCUACCAGCGAGCCUGUCGCUCAACAGACGGCCAUCGAUGUUGAGGUCAAGAGAGACGACGCCGCUGCGGCUGCAGACUUGGCCACGACGAAGCAGCAGUCGCCAGGAUUGCCGGCAAGUGAUGUCCCCGACAAAGAGUCCUCGUCGACCGACAACAUAAUUUCCGAUACCGCACACGUGGCUGAGUCUGCAUCCGAAACGCCAGCCCCGACUACACCGCCUGCGCAGACUGGCCCCAAAUUGUCCGCGCACUUCACGGCCGAUGCUACUGAUGCAAAACAAAGUGAGGAUCCGAUGAGCGCACAAGGCCACGAUAGCAUGUCUGCCUCGGCCAUCACCAUCAGGCCUCCGAAAAUUAAGGAAAACGACAUUUCCACCCAGUACCUUACACCACAGCCCUCGAGCUACGUCGACCCCACACCCGCGACACCAAUAACCUCGCAGCCGUCCUCACGGUCGCCUUCCAACGCGGCCAGGUCGCAUCGCUCCGACGACUUCUCGCCGACCAGAUCAGGCUCCGAAAAUGGGGACAAGAAGUAUACCAGCGAAGAGGAGCAGGAUGGCGGGUCCCGAUCCGAGAUUCAAAGCAUCAUGGAGCAGUUCAGCGAGUACGGAGGCGGACCCGGAGCCGACGAGGUCAUGAGCCCAAGGCUGGAGAUUGCUUCGCCUAUAUUCGGUGCCGGCCCCGUGCUGCAUCCGCCCAGAAAGUCGAGCCUCGAGCCGCUGUCCACCGGCAACGCCAGCCAGGGGCCAGAUUCGGAUGCCGCCGGCGUCUCUACUUCCUCGCCGAUCAAGGAGCGACAAGGUGUCGACGACCAGGGCCCGCCAGUACCUCCCAAAGACGGAUCGUUUGGCACGCCGCCCCGGAGCAGAGAAGCCCGGGGGUCGACCAGCCUUGCCUCGCCGACAUCCCCCCAACUGUCCAUGCAUCGCCCACCGCCCCCGGAGCCGGAGCCGGAGCCUACGCUGCCCUUUGACUUUCACAGGUUCCUCGAGCAGCUGCGAAACAAAAAGGCCGACCCCGUCGCACGCUAUCUCAAGUCCUUCUUGACGGAAUUCGCCAAGCGCCAGUGGAUGGUGCAUGAGCAGGUCAAAAUCAUUAGCGACUUUCUGGCCUUCAUCGCCAAUAAAAUGAUGCUUUGCGAGGUCUGGCGCGACGUUUCGGACGCAGAUUUUGACAAUGCGCGGGAGGGCAUGGAGAAGCUCGUCAUGAACCGGCUCUACUCGCAAACCUUUUCCCCCGCCAUUCCGCCUCCGAAGCCGGUUCCCGGCGCCCGGCCAAAGAAGCGCGGCGGUGAGCUGCCGAUGGGACCAGGUCGUCGCGGGCAGCAUCAGGAGGACGUCGAACGAGACGACAUUGUCACGCAAAAGAUUAACAUUUACGGGUGGAUCAAGCCCGAGCAUCUGGAUAUCCCAAAGAUUGAAGACAGCGGACGAAAAUUCCUGAAGCUGGCGCAGCAAGAAUUAUUAAAAAUCAAGUCAUAUCGCGCUCCGCGAGACAAGAUUAUUUGCGUUUUGAAUUGUUGCAAAGUCAUCUUUGGCCUGCUCAAACACAACAAGUCCGACUCGUCGGCCGACUCUUUCAUGCCCCUACUUAUCUAUGUCGUUCUGCAAUCAAACCCUGAGCAUCUAGUAUCUAAUGUACAAUACAUUUUGCGAUUCCGGAACCAAGAUCGCCUCGGCGGCGAGGCUGGCUACUAUCUAUCGUCCCUGAUGGGCGCGGUACAAUUCGUCGAAAACAUGGACCGCACAUCGCUCACCAUCAGCGACGACGAAUUUGAAAAGAGUGUCGAGGCAGCCGUCUCCGCCAUUGCUGAGCGCAACCAGGCCAUGUCGCCCACCAUUCGCCAGCAGGCCACUUUUUCUGAGAAGUCGGCCUGGGGCGUCGAUGGCGCCGGCGGCCAGGAAACAGGACCUCAGUCGACGACGCGCCGCAGCUACGACAGCGAGACGGAGCCAGGCGAGGGCCCUGCCAUUUCUGGUCUUUUGCGCACCAUCCAGCGACCCCUCACGACCAUUGGCCGCAUGUUCUCCGACGAGCCCACCUCGUCUCCGUCGUCAUCCCGCGGCGCCAACAGCGCGCGCCAGUCGCCAGGUAUCCCGCCACGGUCGUCGCAGGACGGCGGCUCGCUACCACGACCCAGUGCGGAAGAUGUCCGCGCCUCGGCGCGCCCGCAAACGCAGCAGCCGCUUUCGACUCAGCAACAUGCGCUCUCGGCCGAGGAAGCCGCCGCGCGACAGGCGAGCGCCGAGACGGCCGAGGCGCAGCGCUUGCAGCGAGCAGAGCACGCCAACGUGGUCGAGACGCUGGCGGGCAUGUUCCCUGACCUCGACAAGGACGUUAUCAGCGACGUGGUCUAUGAGAAGCAGGGCAGAGUCGGUUUGGCGGUGGAUGCAUGUCUAGCAUUAUCCAGCUAG